AUAUGAAGUCAACACCAAACUUUUUCAGGGUUCAUAUCUACGUACGGAUUUAGCUAGCAGCUAGCUUCAAUUUUGCAGCUCCCAUCCCCCCAUCCAUUCCGUUGGAUAUAUAUAUAUAUAUUAAUAUUACUAUAGUGAUCACUCGAUGGAAUUUGUUUAGGGCUUUUGUUCAUCCUCCUCCAUACAUAUAUAUAUAGAAGCUAGCUUGUUCCUUUUGGGGUUCAUCAUCAUCUCGUUUCAGCGCAACCUCUUCAACUUAAAGGCAAUUGCCCGAAGGCCUUGGUUGAAGCAAUGACGAGAGAAGAGUUGGAGGGCAGUAGUGAUAAAGGUUGGUCCUUAGACUUGAAUGAAGCAGCGGCCAGCAGCAGCCAGGAGGCGAAGAAAGCACCGGAAGGCAGAAGUGGUGGUAGCAGCAGCUCAUCAGAACAAUCUACACAAGGAGGUGGCGGUGGCCGGAGGAACAAUAGAGUGAGGCAAUACGUUAGGUCGAAAAUGCCGAGGCUAAGAUGGACGCCCGAUCUUCAUCUCUCGUUUGUGCAUGCAGUUGAGAGGCUCGGCGGCCAAGAGAGAGCAACUCCAAAGUCGGUUCUUCAGAUAAUGAAUGUGAGAGGACUCAGCAUAUCCCACGUCAAGAGCCACUUGCAGAUGUACCGCAGCAAGAAACUUGAUAAGAAGGGGAAAGUGCUACGGCGUGGAGCGUUCAACCAAAUCCACGGAAGCCACCAAAGCGCAGCCAAUUCUAGGCCUAGCUCAACGAGUCUUAAUCACCAAUACAGUAGUACUAGUAGCAGUAGUACUACUCAUCACGGUCAGCAGCAAGCUCUUCUUCACUACUAUUCCCAAAAGAUCCUCCGUUGCACCUCAAACUUCAUUCCCAGGGGGAAACUCCGGAUUAGCAGUACAAAUCCUGGGGAUUUGAAAACUAAUAGAGUUGGGCUUGUGCUGGGAGCCAUGGGGAUGUCCAAGGAGAAAGAAAGGAUGCCUGAAGCUGACCUGCAACAACUGAAAUUAGGCACGGACGGAAGUCACUGUGGAGACGUGCACGAUGUUGUCAUUAGCACAAAGCUUUCGCUUGCUUAGUAACCAACUCAUCAGAAAGCAAGAUUUCAUGCUAAUUAGGAGAGAUAUGAUUAAGUAAUCGAUGUAAAGGCUGAGUACUGAAAGAUAUGAUCAAGCAGAAGAGACCCAACCCGCCACACCCCUGCUACUCACAUCUUUUCAAGUACUCUUAGUCUUAUACGGAUAGAUUUCGGUAUACAUUGACAUGGUACUUGGAGUGAUGUAUGCUCAAACCUACGUACACAGAAACUGGCAAAAUCCAAUAUCACAAUGAUUCAAAAGCUGUGUAUUUCAACGUUGUU
Molecule: messenger RNA, 1361 nt
Organism: Linum tenue
Lineage: Eukaryota; Viridiplantae; Streptophyta; Magnoliopsida; Malpighiales; Linaceae
Source: the annotation of a GenBank genome assembly